AUGUAUUCAGAGAAACAUUUUUGGUUUGUCCUUCUGCUGAGUUUGUUUGCAAUAAAUCAAAUCUGUUGUCUGGUUGAGUUUACAAACUUUAAAUGCACAUCUUUCGAUAAGGAUGUGGUCGAUUUCGAAUAUUGUAUUCUGAAAUCAAUUAAUCGAACAUCUAAAUAUGUCUCCGCCAAAAUAAAAGUGUUCAAGUUUCCCGUUAAAAGUAUAAAGGUUAAUAUCGGACUUCACCAGCUGGCCAAUGGAUAUAGACCCUUUUUGUAUAAUAUAACCUUUGAUGGUUGUAAGUUUAUAAAAAACCAAAAGUCCAAUCCAGUCGCCAAAUACUUUUACGAGUUUAUUAAAGACAUCAGCAACGCGAAUCAUUCAUGUCCCUACAAUCAUGAUUUUAUUUUGGAGAAGCUCUCUUCCGAUAUGAUAAACUCUAGACUUCCAAAAAUUCUGCCCUUCCCAGCUGGAAAUUAUAUGUUUGAGGCGCAUUGGACCGCCAAUGAACUGUACCGCGCACUUACCAAGCUUUAUAUUUAUGUUUCAUAA
Molecule: messenger RNA, 540 nt
Organism: Drosophila takahashii
Lineage: Eukaryota; Metazoa; Arthropoda; Insecta; Diptera; Drosophilidae
Source: RefSeq, a predicted model, not a curated record